Lathyrus sativus (Indian pea) is the source of this 543-nucleotide messenger RNA. The record is from the annotation of a GenBank genome assembly. NCBI's taxonomy places the organism in Eukaryota, Viridiplantae, Streptophyta, Magnoliopsida, Fabales, Fabaceae.
AUGGAAAAAGUGCAAAAUGAGUUAGAAACUAUAGUUGGUACGAAGAGGAAAGUGGAAGAAUCAGAUUUGGACAAGUUAGAGUAUUUGGACAUGGUUAUAAAAGAAAGCCUUAGGCUCCAUCCAGUGGCACCCCUUUUAAUACCACACCAAUCUAUAGAAGAUUGCAUGGUUGGAGACUUUUUCAUACCUAAAAAAUCAAGAAUCAUUGUGAAUGCAUGGUCAAUUAUGAGAGAUCCAAAGGCUUGGACUGAUCCAGAAAAGUUUUGGCCAGAGAGAUUUGAAGGAAGCAAUAUAGAUGUUAGAGGGCGUGAUUUUCAUCUCAUACCAUUUGGUUCUGGUAGGAGGGGCUGCCCUGGAUUGCAGUUAGGUCUAACUGUGAUUCGUUUAGUGGUGGCACAACUUGUGCAUUGCUUUGAUUGGAAAUUGCCAAAUCAUAUGUUAUCAAGUGACUUGGACAUGAGAGAGGAGUUUGGCCUUACAAUGCCUAGAUCCAAUCAUCUAAUUGUUAUCCCUUCUUACCGUCUUUGUAGUGAUAGCGAUUAG